AUGCCUUACCGUCGUGUGAUCUCUGAUAGGCUUCGAGAGCUGCCUGCUGGUAAAACAUUAACUUCCUCCUCUAAAACAAUGCACCAUGCCUCAUGCUUAAACACUAGGAUACUGAGAGGAUACUGGAGAUCAUGUAACAGGGUUAAGAGACUGCAGAAAAUCAUGGGUGGACAAACAGUCUGGAUGAAUCUGGGCUUGAAGCUUCUGCUCUGCCGUUGUAUGAUUUCUGUGUUGAUACCAACCAUCCCAAUACUGGCAACACACAUCCAGGUCAACAAGUCGAAUGAGAGCACACGAGUCAUAUCUACACAGGAACACUUAGAGGAAGCUUUUGAAGAGCAGGGUUACUAUUUGCAACGCCUGUUCCUUCAGUAUGGGGACAAUGGGACUUUGACCUAUGAGGGUCUGCAGAAUUUGCUAGGCAGUUUAGGUCUUGGGGAGGUCAGUGUCCUGGAGAUCCGACAUGGUGGAGUGAAACAUUCUUCUCAGUCACAGCCCCAUUCCCACUCACAUGAAGACCAUCAUCACCCUCAAAGGACCACAAACUCACCUCCACUCAAAGAGAAACCACACAUUGAAUCAGUGCUCAGCGGAUCUCCUGCAGAAUGGGGUCACUCAGACUAUUUUCCACACCCUGGUCUAGGACACAAACUGGAAGAAAGUGUGUCACCACUGUCAGACCAUCCUACAAAGAAACACCUUCAUGGGAAUUGUCUAAACGUUACCCAGCUCCUGUGGAACUUUGGGCUGGGCCAAGCGUCGCAUAUCACUCCUGCCCAUUUCACCUUCCUGUGCCCUGCCCUCCUGUACCAGAUUGACAGUGGAGUGUGUCUGCGGCACACAGAGGAGCAAUCACAAGGAAGCCAAACCAGUGAGGGUUUCCUGAGAGCACUAGGAUGGGCCUCCUUGGCACUCUUUGUUAUCAGUUUGCCUUCCCUGGUUGCCCUGGGACUGGCACCCCUGCUUCAACCUUCUGUCCUUCAAAUAUUCCUGUGCCCGAUGGCUGGGAUGGCAGUGGGAACGUUAUGCGGAGAUGCCCUCCUGCACCUCCUGCCCCAUGCCAUCUUCAGUCAACACACUGAACAUCAGGAUGCUAUUUUCAAGGGUCUGAGUGUGUUGGGAGGGCUUUACCUUCUAUUUGCCUUUGAGAGCCUUCUGGGACUUAAACAACAUUUCAAGAAUUUAAAGAAAAGGAAACAUGAUGCAGAGUCUGGAAGGGAGAUGGAUGCACUGCAGGGUACCUCAACAGCCAAUCAGAAUGAGAGUUCAGGGCAUGGUCAUUCUCAUGGGCAGCCUGGACCAGGGAAGAUAGGCAUCAGAAGCAUGGCAUGGAUGGUGGUCAUGGGAGAUGGGAUACAUAACCUUACAGAUGGACUAGCAAUUGGUGUUGCAUUUUCUCAGAGUCUGACCGGUGGACUCAGCACUACGAUUGCUGUGUUUUGCCAUGAGCUUCCUCAUGAGUUAGGUGAUUUGGCGGUGCUGUUAGCUGCAGGCUGGCCUGUCCGCAGACUGGCUGUGUUUAGCAUCAUCUCUGCUUUGCUGGGGUUUGUAGGUGUUUUAACAGGAACAGCACUGGGAAACCAGUGGGCAACACACUCACCUUGGAUUCUCACCAUCACCGCUGGGGUCUUCCUUUACGUUGCUCUUGCUGACAUGAUGCCUGAAAUGCUUCAUGGAGAUGCUGGAUCUCUGAGCCCUCCGAAGUGCUUCCUUCUGCAGAGUCUGGGCCUGUUGAUAGGGGGCGCCAUCAUGCUUUGCAUCGCCCUCUUUGAGGACCAUAUUGCUGUUAGCCUAGGAGAAGUCUAGGAUAUGAAAACUAUCCAAAUGAGAUCCUCAGGAUGUCACACUAGAAUUUCCAUUCAAACGGCAGUAUUAUGUACAUACCUCAUUCCAUAAAGAACUACUGUGUAGGUACUGGGUGGAUAAACUGAAGAGUGUGCACUGGAUGGAUUGCUAUAAAAAGAGAUACAGUGGGAGGAACUCAUAUAUAUACACAUCCUUGGGCAACUACUUCUCAACCUAAGCUGAAUUUCUGAAUUUGUCUUACUGAAUGAUGACAUCUACAGAAAAUUCCAGGGCUCAACUAUAAGAAUGAUGAGUGUGUUUUGGGACUGAUGCAAUGCUCACUUGGCUUAUGAGGUGAUUGCUGUAUUGUCAGUAUGUUUUUCAUGUAUCAUAUAAAUGUCUUGCAACUUAAAAAUUGCUUUUCAAAACAAAAAAAUGUAUUGAACAUGGUUGUUAAAAUGACAAAAAUGAUCCAUCCUUAAAAUAACCAUAAUGUCAGUGUUAUAGUAGUCAUGAAGUCAUGGCCUUAGUUAUAAUUUAUUAUUAGUUGCAAUUUCAGAAUUUUUAAAUUUUAAUAAUUUCAAGCAGUUAUUGCAAAAUAACACUUUACGAAGCUACAAAACAUUUUUCUAAAUAAAACCCUAAAGUUUAAUGAAAAGUAAGGCAUUUUGACUUGAAAAGUUAAAAUUGAGAGUCACAACUGCAUUUUUUUUGUUCUAGAAAAAAAACUAUAUAGACGUUUUUCCUGAACACAGACGUCAGCCUGAUUUUUAACCUGAAGAAUGCUUUGCAUUUCCGGUCUCCAGUGUUUCUAGUCAAAUUAGCGUAUUUUCCAAGCUAAUAAUCUAAUGUUAAA
This is a messenger RNA of Labeo rohita (rohu), 2641 nucleotides long. It is a transcript of the gene slc39a5, whose product is annotated as solute carrier family 39 member 5. Gene Ontology annotation, biological process: intracellular zinc ion homeostasis; BMP signaling pathway; zinc ion import across plasma membrane. Gene Ontology annotation, cellular component: membrane. The record is from RefSeq and is a predicted model, not a curated record. NCBI's taxonomy places the organism in Eukaryota, Metazoa, Chordata, Actinopteri, Cypriniformes, Cyprinidae. Gene Ontology annotation, molecular function: zinc ion transmembrane transporter activity.